This is a messenger RNA of Prorocentrum cordatum, 318 nucleotides long. Lineage: Eukaryota; Dinophyceae; Prorocentrales; Prorocentraceae. The record is from the annotation of a GenBank genome assembly.
CUGGAGCCGUGGGCCGUGUGCGUCCACAACGGCUCCCUGCUGAUCAUCGACGGCAGGGAGCCGUGCUGCGUGCUGCAGUGGCCGCUGGGCGCCGCCGGGGGCCGCGUGAUCGUGGGCGAGGGCUCCACGCUGAACGGUGUCAACGACUUUUCCGACAUCAUCGACAUAGCCAUAGACGCCGCCGGCGACCUGUACGUCCUAGACGGAGGCCGCGACGGGCAUCACAGCCGGAUUGUCCGCAUCCACGACGGCGUCGGCGAGGUGGUCGGAGACGGGCGGCUGGCGCUGGACGGCACCAGGGCGCUCUACGUGGGCGCG